AUAAUUAUCAACACGAUUCCAGGCCAACCACGUGUAUUGUCACUGACCAAAAUGUGGAAUUCUGGCGGAUCUGGUAACGAAGGAAUGUGGUCGUUGCUGACAAAACAAGUUUUGGCUUUCAUUCGACGAACUAACUUUAAACCAUCUUCUGCUUCUCAUGACUUUCACACUACCCUCAUAUGUACAGAAACCCGUUGGUACUAACUACAGUCGGGUCAUUCCAACGAAAGAGAUCAAUCCUGCCGAACGGGAUGAAUUCUGGCGCAAGGAAGAAGAAGAGGAAAAACAUCGGUUGCAGUUGGAAUAUGAUCGGAAGCUGCAGGAAACUGUGAAACUCGAAGAGGAGCGGCGGCGUCGCGAGGAGCGUGAGUUUGAGAAGCGAGAAGCGGCGAUCGAAAGCCCGCAAAGUCCUGAAAAGAGCUACGCCCGACAAACUUCGGACAGCUCCAAGACAGAACGCGACCGUGAGAUCAAACAGAUUGUGGAAGCCAGCGGUAAGGUCAGCUCGGCCAAAGCGCGCUUCUUGAACAGUGCCCUGAGUCCGAUACACAUCCAGCAAACGGUUGCACCGGAAUUGAUCAUGUCGCCAGACUCGUCCAAUGAAGAAACCAGUUUGAUCAAUGAGCUCAAGGCGGAAGUGUUAGCAGAACAGAACGGCGGACAAAACGGUACACCGCAGGAACCGGCAGUGCAGGAAUUUUUCGACCCCAACGCCACCAUCGAUCUGUCGGAUGAGGACAAUAUGAUUAAAGCACGGGCUUUGUAUGAUUAUCAGGCGGCGGAUGAGUCGGAAAUCAGCUUCGACCCGGGAGAUUUAAUCACGCACAUCGAUCAAAUUGAUGAAGGCUGGUGGCAAGGUCUUGCUCCGGAUGGAACCUAUGGUCUCUUUCCAGCAAACUAUGUUGAAUUGAUUUAAGUUAGGUACACUAACGGGAUUUGAAACAUUCGAAUAAGUCAUCACAGCAACCAUGUGCUUCGUCAUUUCGUCUUAUAGAGCAAGAUAGCCGAACCUGACCUCUAAGUUGUAUUUUUAUUCAUCGUAUUAACGUAAAGGACUUUUUUUGUAUUCGGUUGUUCUCUGUGGCUAUCCGGAGAAUUCCAUUUACAUCACAUUAUAUAGGCAGCCGUGUUCGAAUCUGAUUCGUUCGUAACUUAUGUAUUAAUGAUUGCAAUGUAACGAAACAUAAAUACAAUUUAUCAUUAUCAUAAUAAUGUCAUUACAUGUUUUACACCCGGACAGGAUUGGAAUCCUAGAUUUAACUGUUGUUAUUAGAUAAACUUUAAAAUUCUACGACCCAUGAAAUAAUAAAAUCUUUUUCUCUAAUGCGACACGAGAAUUAGCAUCGAGCAAAAA
Molecule: messenger RNA, 1354 nt
Organism: Armigeres subalbatus
Lineage: Eukaryota; Metazoa; Arthropoda; Insecta; Diptera; Culicidae
Gene: Abp1
Product: drebrin-like protein
Exons: 3
Coding region: 158-916 (252 amino acids)
Biological process (GO): postsynaptic actin cytoskeleton organization; neuron projection morphogenesis; positive regulation of dendritic spine morphogenesis
Cellular component (GO): cortical actin cytoskeleton; postsynaptic density; dendrite
Molecular function (GO): actin filament binding
Source: RefSeq, a predicted model, not a curated record